GGAGAGACGCCACCCAGCCACGGCUCGCACUCGCGGCCCGGGGUCACGCGCGGAAGAGGGGCGCUAGUCCGGACCCCGCCUUCGGUAGGGGGCGUCCUGGAGCGGAGAGUGAGGCGAAUGGUAUAUGAGUGUGCGGGUAGCCCACCCUGAAGCCCGAGCUUCUCACUUGAGCCAUCCCCGCCUAGCCCCACUCGGGCCAGCGCCUGGCGAGCGAGCCCAUCUGUGGCUUCCGCGGCCGCCUCCUCCUUGCAUCCUUGCACCUCCUCGUCGACCCCUCCCUCCCGGGACCUGCAUCCUGCUCCACCAAUCAGAGCCCGACUGCCUCUUCCCACGUGACCCCGGGCGGGCUGAGGACCUGCUGCUUCCCAAACGCCAGAGGGAUGCGGGCGGCAGAGCUCGAGAGGCGGCUGCCGGGCUGCGGGGCGCCUUGACUCUCCCUCCACCCUGCCUCCUCGGGCUCCACUGGUCUGCCCCUGGACUCCCGUCUCCUCCUGUCCUCCGGCUUCCCAGAGCUCCCUCCUUAUGGCAGCAGCUUCCCGCGUCUCCAGCGCAGCUUCUCAGCGGACGACCCUCUCGCUCCGGGGCUGAGCCCAGUCCCUGGAUGUGGCUGAAACUCUCGAGAUCAUGCGCGGGUUUGGCUGCUGCUUCCCCGCCGGGUGCCACUGCCACCGCCGCCGCCUCUGCUGCCGCCGUCCGCGGGAUGCUCAGUAGCCCGCUGCCCGGCCCCCGCGAUCCUGUGUUCCUCGGAAGCCGUUUGCUGCUGCAGAGUUGCACGAACUAGUCAUGGUGCUGUGGGAGUCCCCGCGGCAGUGCAGCAGCUGGACACUUUGCGAGGGCUUUUGCUGGCUGCUGCUGCUGCCCGUCAUGCUACUCAUCGUAGCCCGCCCGGUGAAGCUCGCUGCUUUCCCUACCUCCUUAAGUGACUGCCAAACGCCCACCGGCUGGAAUUGCUCUGGUUAUGAUGACAGAGAAAAUGAUCUCUUCCUCUGUGACACCAACACCUGUAAAUUUGAUGGGGAAUGUUUAAGAAUUGGAGACACUGUGACUUGCGUCUGUCAGUUCAAGUGCAACAAUGACUAUGUGCCUGUGUGUGGCUCCAAUGGGGAGAGCUACCAGAAUGAGUGUUACCUGCGACAGGCUGCAUGCAAACAGCAGAGUGAGAUACUUGUGGUGUCAGAAGGAUCAUGUGCCACAGAUGCAGGAUCAGGAUCGGGAGAUGGAGUCCAUGAAGGCUCUGGAGAAACUAGUCAAAAGGAGACAUCCACCUGUGAUAUUUGCCAGUUUGGUGCAGAAUGUGACGAAGAUGCCGAGGAUGUCUGGUGUGUGUGUAAUAUUGACUGUUCUCAAACCAACUUCAAUCCCCUCUGCGCUUCUGAUGGGAAAUCUUAUGAUAAUGCAUGCCAAAUCAAAGAAGCAUCGUGUCAGAAACAGGAGAAAAUUGAAGUCAUGUCUUUGGGUCGAUGUCAAGAUAACACAACUACAACUACUAAGUCUGAAGAUGGGCAUUAUGCAAGAACAGAUUAUGCAGAGAAUGCUAACAAAUUAGAAGAAAGUGCCAGAGAACACCACAUACCUUGUCCGGAACAUUACAAUGGCUUCUGCAUGCAUGGGAAGUGUGAGCAUUCUAUCAAUAUGCAGGAGCCAUCUUGCAGGUGUGAUGCUGGUUAUACUGGACAACACUGUGAAAAAAAGGACUACAGUGUUCUAUACGUUGUUCCCGGUCCUGUACGAUUUCAGUAUGUCUUAAUCGCAGCUGUGAUUGGAACAAUUCAGAUUGCUGUCAUCUGUGUGGUGGUCCUCUGCAUCACAAGGAAAUGCCCCAGAAGCAACAGAAUUCACAGACAGAAGCAAAAUACAGGGCACUACAGUUCAGACAAUACAACAAGAGCGUCCACGAGGUUAAUCUAAAGGGAGCAUGUUUCACAGUGGCUGGACUACCGAGAGCUUGGACUACACAAUACAGUAUUAUAGACAAAAGAAUAAGACAAGAGAUCUACACAUGUUGCCUUGCAUUUGUGGUAAUCUACACCAAUGAAAACAUGUACUACAGCUAUAUUUGAUUAUGUAUGGAUAUAUUUGAAAUAGUAUACAUUGUCUUGAUGUUUUUUCUGUAAUGUAAAUAAACUAUUUAUAUCACACAA
Messenger RNA from Gorilla gorilla gorilla (western lowland gorilla), 2141 nucleotides. It is a transcript of the gene TMEFF2, whose product is annotated as transmembrane protein with EGF like and two follistatin like domains 2. Gene Ontology annotation, molecular function: protein binding. Lineage: Eukaryota; Metazoa; Chordata; Mammalia; Primates; Hominidae. The coding region runs from base 784 to 1908 and encodes 374 amino acids. The transcript is spliced from 10 exons. The record is from RefSeq and is a predicted model, not a curated record.